This is a messenger RNA of Closterium sp. NIES-65, 1497 nucleotides long. NCBI's taxonomy places the organism in Eukaryota, Viridiplantae, Streptophyta, Zygnematophyceae, Desmidiales, Closteriaceae. The record is from the annotation of a GenBank genome assembly.
AUGCCUUUCUGCCGGCGACACUACUACCCCCUGACACGUGCAGCAGCUCCUGUCACCGUCACACGAGAGGUCUUUCCUCGUCCAGAUCCCUGCGCCGGCACGUCCGAGCCUCCCGCCGGUUCCGCUGUCAGCUCUCCCGUGGGCUCUCCUGUGGGCUCUCCCGUUGGUUCUCCCGUCGGUUCUGCCAUGGGUUCCGCUUUAGAUUGCGUGGAAACCACCUACGCCCCAGUCCCCUUACACGUGCGCGCGACGUGCGCCCUAUGCGCGCGUCCCGCCGCGGUGCGCUGCCACGCCGACCGCGCGGACCUCUGCGUCGACUGCGACGCGGCCGUGCAUUCCGCCAACUGCAUCUUCCGCCGCCACGCGCGCUUCGUCCUCUGCGCGCGCUGCGCCGCGCCGACCAACUGCCACUGGCCGCCCCCGGCGGCUGGCGCGAACCACACUUUUCCGCCCCGUGCAGUGUGCGGAGCAUGUCUUCCGCUUCCCCCUGACGAGACGCUCCCCAAGCGCCAGAACUUCGACGAGUCCGCCGCAUUGCUACCCCCGGGACUUGCGGGCUCAAGCGGACUCAAUAGUCUCCUUUUCCUCCCAUACUCGCCGCAGGCGCAGGCGGCGGUGGCGGAAUUUGACGCGGCUGACACGCGAAGCUCGCUGCGACUCCUCGCGGACGUCGCGGGCGCAGCUGUAGCGGGGACGGCGGAAGCAACGGUGGUGCCGGCAUUGCCAGAGCUUGCCCUCCGUUUGCCCGAAGCCCUUACUCCGGUGGAGGCAGCUGUGCCUGCUGGCUCCUCGAAAAGGGGUUUCGGGGUUUUCCUGACCAAUUCUUUCGCGGACGCAAGCAUUAUUACCACCAACGUAACCCUUCUGGGCAAAAGGAAGUCUGCGUGUAGUAACGAUGCCCCCGCUGUAGCAGACGGACGGAAACAGUGGUCGUCGCUGCCGUCUCUGGUUCCGCCGUUUACCCAAUCGGCUUCCGUCAUCCCACCCCCGCCUCUGGUCUCGGUGGAGUCGACACCACCUGCACCAGCAGCUGUGCGAGCAGCGGCAGCCGCAAGGCGAGCAGUGAAAUCGUCAGCGCCGGUAGCGUCAGAGGUGACAUCAGCCGCAGGAGCCGCGGAGCAGACGGAUGGUUACUUCCACCUCUCUCCGCGCAGCAACUUGCGCCAUCAGGCCGUGGACCGCCUGCGCCGCAUCCUGUCCUCGUGGUGCGCCAAGCUGGCGCUGCGCGGGCGGCGCGUGGUCGACCUCGCGCUGCACGUGCUUCAUCGCGCGCUUCGGGACCUGCCGCUCGGAUCCGUCGACAGCAACGCGCUGCGCGUGUUGCUCGCGGCGUGCCUGUGGACGGCGGCGAAGCUGGACGGCGGCCGGCAGAAGGAUGUUCCCAAUGGCGUCGCGAUGUCUGCCGUCACAUUGGUGGAGGUUAGCGUGCUACAGGCGGCGGAGUUACAGCUAAUGAAAAUGAUGAAUUGGAACCCUCUGGAAGGAUUUGAGGCAUGA